Messenger RNA from Prorocentrum cordatum, 286 nucleotides. Lineage: Eukaryota; Dinophyceae; Prorocentrales; Prorocentraceae. The record is from the annotation of a GenBank genome assembly.
GCCAGCCAGCCACCCGCAUGGCUUCUCGGGCUCCGUUGAGAGUCACGUCGGGGAGACUCUCGAGCAGCAGUGGAGUGAGAAGUUCAAAGCUCAGAAGCUGAAGCCGUUCUUCAACCUCGCCCGCGACGCGGGCGACGCGGGCCGCGGCAGCAACGAGGUUCGCAGGUUCCCGAUCGAGUCGGAGCAUGUGUCCGACCUGUGCGCAGACGGGCACACCAACUUCGACGGUCUCCUGCCCGGGACGGUGCACCUCCAGGGCUACGCGCUCGUGCUGCUGCUCUGCUAG